AUGGCGGAGGGUUGGCUCGCGCCUGACGGGGGCGGAUACGAGCACCCACGUCGCGAUGGCGCCCGCCCCGAGCCCGAUCGGUGGAAGGUAAGCGAGAGUGCGGUUUCGGGCCGGGUCCUGUCGGUUCCUGAAGAACCCCCAUUGGAACUCGCCCUGACACGGUGUGGGGAGCUGUACCCUGGCCCUGAGAUGAUUGCAGCCGCAGGGAAUUUGGCCGGGGUCGUCAUUGGGUCAACUGGCCCGGCUGGCCGUGUUGUCUGUUGUGAUGAGCGCCCGGAGUGCAGCAGAGGCACAGGCACCGGACGGACAUUUCUGCAAGGCGGUUAUGUCCUGCAGCACUAUGGCAGUGAGCAGCUUGCCGGCCAGGUGUGA
Molecule: messenger RNA, 372 nt
Organism: Penicillium canariense
Lineage: Eukaryota; Fungi; Ascomycota; Eurotiomycetes; Eurotiales; Aspergillaceae
Exons: 1
Coding region: 1-372 (123 amino acids)
Source: RefSeq, a predicted model, not a curated record